CAAACAAAAACAAACAAAUUAAGCUCUCUUAUUGUAUUAAUCAACAUGCCCGCCAUUCAGAAUUUCAUCAAGCACUUUUCUUUUUCUUCUUCACUUCUCCCAACAACACUUGUUCUGCUUCUUCUUCUAUCGCUCAACUCUCAUUUUGUUCAUGUACACUCACGUUCACCCUUUGCGUGCGACCCUCGAAAUGGGUUGACGAGGAGUCUGAAGUUCUGUCGGGUAUCGGUCCAGAUACACGUGAGAGUGAGGGACUUGAUCGGCCGGUUGACAUUGCAGGAGAAGAUCAGGCUGCUUGUGAACAAUGCAGCGGCUGUGCCGAGACUUGGAAUUCAAGGAUACGAGUGGUGGUCCGAGGCCCUUCAUGGCGUGUCAAAUGUGGGUCCGGGGACUAAAUUCGGUGGGGCCUUCCCGAGGGCCACUAGCUUCCCUCAAGUCAUCACCACCGCUGCUUCUUUCAAUCAAUCAAUGUGGGAGGAAAUCGGACGGGUGGUGUCUGAUGAAGCAAGAGCAAUGUACAAUGGAGGAAUGGCCGGUUUGACAUAUUGGAGUCCGAAUGUGAACAUAUUUCGGGACCCCAGAUGGGGAAGAGGGCAAGAGACUCCUGGUGAGGAUCCUGUUUUGGCUGGAAAAUAUGCAGCCAGUUAUGUCAGAGGACUGCAAGGUAACGCUGCGGGAAAUAGGCUUAAAGUUGCUGCAUGUUGUAAACAUUACACAGCCUAUGAUCUUGAUAACUGGAAUGGCGUCGAUCGCUAUCAUUUUAAUGCUAGGGUGAGCAAGCAGGAUUUAGAAGACACCUAUGAUGUGCCAUUCAAGUCAUGUGUUGUAGAAGGAAAAGUUGCUAGUGUUAUGUGCUCUUAUAAUCAAGUCAAUGGAAAGCCGACUUGUGCUGAUCCUGAUAUUCUCAAGAACACAAUCCGUGGCCAAUGGAAGCUUAAUGGAUACAUUGUCUCAGAUUGUGACUCUGUUGGAGUUCUAUAUGAUACUCAGCACUAUACCGACACACCAGAAGAAGCAGCUGCAUUUACUAUCAAAGCAGGCUUAGAUUUGGAUUGUGGGCCUUUCCUGGCACUCCACACAGAGGGGGCUGUAAAGAGAGGAUUGCUAAAGGAGGAAGAUGUUAACCUGGCUUUAGCCAACACAAUAACGGUCCAAAUGAGACUGGGCAUGUUCGACGGCGAGCCGUCAGCCCAACCAUUUGGAAAACUGGGCCCAAGAGAUGUUUGCACUCCAGCCCACCAAUUCCUCGCUCUCCAGGCCGCACGACAAGGCAUUGUUCUGUUGAAGAACUCUAGGCCAACUUUACCACUCUCCACUCGGCGUCAUCGUACUGUAGCAGUCAUCGGACCCAACUCUGAUGCUACAAUAACUAUGAUUGGCAAUUAUGCAGGUGUUGCAUGUGGUUAUACCAGUCCUGUGCAGGGGAUUGCAAGAUAUGUGAAGACCAUUCACCUAGAAGGGUGCUUAGGCGUUGCUUGCAGAGGGAACCAACAAUUUAGAGCCGCCGAGGCAGCAGCCCGCCAGGCCGAUGCAACAGUCUUGGUAAUGGGCCUGGACCAAUCCAUAGAGGCAGAAUUUAAGGACAGGGCCGGACUGCUCUUGCCUGGACUGCAACAGGAGCUUGUAACCAGAGUGUCAAGGGCCUCAAGAGGUCCUACAAUUUUGGUCUUGAUGAGUGGUGGCCCCAUUGAUGUCACAUUUGCUAAAAAUGAUCCUCGUAUCAGUGCCAUUUUGUGGGUUGGUUAUCCUGGCCAAGCUGGUGGUACUGCCAUUGCUGAUGUUCUGUUUGGAACAACUAAUCCAGGAGGAAAGCUGCCAAUGACAUGGUAUCCACAGAACUAUUUAGCUAAGGUCCCCAUGACAGAUAUGGGCAUGAGAGCAAACCCAUCAAGAGGCUAUCCUGGAAGGACUUAUCGAUUCUAUAAGGGCAAUGUUGUGUUCCCAUUUGGUCAUGGAAUGAGCUACACUAAAUUUGCUCACAAUUUAGCCAUUGCUCCAAAAGAAGUGUCAAUUCCUCUUGCACCAAGUCUCUAUGCCAUCAAAAACUCCAGCGUCUCAAGCAAUGCCAUCAGGGUCAAACAUACAAAUUGCAAUAAACUCUCAUUAGGUUUCCAUGUCGAUGUUAAAAACACCGGCUCCAUGGAUGGGACACAUACCCUUCUUGUUUUCUCGACGCCACCGGCUGGAAAAUGGUCUGCAAGUAAGCAACUGAUAGGCUUUGAGAAAAUCCAUAUUGCAGCUGGAUCACAACAUAGUGUUAAGAUUAAUGUUGAUGUGUGCAAACACCUAAGUGUUGCUGAUCAAUUCGGAAUUCGAAGAAUUCCCAUGGGUGAACAUAAUCUUCACAUUGGAGAUCUCAAGCAUUCAAUCUCGCUUCAAGCAACUUUACAGGAGAUCAGAACUUAGUAAUUCUUUAAAAAUUAACAGGAAAAAGCUGUCAAAUGGUAUUAAUAGAUAUACGGUCUAGCUUGCUAGUCUUCUUUCAUCACUGCAAAAGCAAGAGGAAGAAGAUCAUAAUACACUAGCACUAUCUUAAGUCAACAAUACUAGUAUUAAAAUGUCAUUAAAGGGUUUUUACACAAUAGGGUAUUGAAUUCCAUUCCAUUUUCUUUGCUUCAAUGUAGCAGCAGCAGAUCAAGUUUUGCUGCUACCUGUUUACUGUAACAUGUGCUCCAAAAGUACAAGGAGGAGCCAUUAUUGAAAGAAAUAGAAUGAUGUUUUUAUCCA
Pistacia vera is the source of this 2727-nucleotide messenger RNA. Its product is annotated as beta-D-xylosidase 1-like. The record is from RefSeq and is a predicted model, not a curated record. Gene Ontology annotation, molecular function: xylan 1,4-beta-xylosidase activity; alpha-L-arabinofuranosidase activity. The transcript has 7 exons. Gene Ontology annotation, cellular component: plant-type cell wall. Lineage: Eukaryota; Viridiplantae; Streptophyta; Magnoliopsida; Sapindales; Anacardiaceae. Gene Ontology annotation, biological process: arabinan catabolic process; xylan catabolic process. Bases 46 to 2406 code for a protein of 786 amino acids.